CUUUUUCUGACCUACCAGCAACUUUCAGACUCGAUCCUCUGAUCUCGACUUUGCUCGUUCUCGAUCCACGACUUCUCUCGCUCCCCUCGACGCCUGCACACGUUGACUAUUUGAAUUCUUUUGACGGUAGCUGCUAAUCUCAGCUGCGUCCACCCGGCUCACUGAAUCACUACCCGUCCUGUCUUCAGGAUCUCGUGUCGUUCUCGACAUCCACCGAAUUUAAUCCUUCCUUCCCUAGGCUCGUUAGCCACCACAACAAUCUCGCGACUCUGUGUCCCUCCAUCGGUUCUAUUACCUUCCUGGACAGGUGACAUCGUCUGCGAGUAGAUAAACCCAUAAUGCCUUCGCCGCUUCCCUCGAGUUUUGCUUCUGCCGCAGCAGGCAAUAUCCCAGACUCCGGUAGGAGAGGGGAUGGCAGUGGAGAAUGGUCUCGACCGCGAAUGAACGGAGCAACACAGACCUUCCGCCGCCCGUCGGUUGCUACGAACCCUUCUCAUAAUCGAGAGAGCGGACAGUCGACAUCAGCUGCGACAACUCCGACAGUGGGGACAUAUGUUCCUCCUCACCUGAACUCGAAUUCUCAGUCUAGCGGCCUGCGGAAUGGCACACCUGGCGAAAGCCGUUAUUCAAAGGACCAGCUUUUAAACCUUUAUAAGAGCCAGCGGGAGACGGGGAAUCUGGGCAAGAAUGUGUCGGAUUAUUUUGUGGCAGACUGGAACCCACACCAGGAGACUCCAUCGGCGAAUGGUGCUUGGGGAAAGCGGGAUGACCAUAAGGAUACGCCGUCUGGUCCUGAGAUAUGCUGGGACCAUGGCGGCCAUGUUGAGCCCUUGGGAUUGGUGGAUCUGACUGAUGAUGAAAAAGAGCUUUUUUCGACUACCGUCAACUCUCCUCUGAAGCCCCCGCCAUCGAGUGCCUCUAAGGAUAACGCCGGUGUGGUAGGCGGACGCAAGACUUCCGUCUCUAAUCCGCAGAGCCACAUCAACACGUUUAAUACGUCCUCUCCUAGCGCUGGUCGUCCCGGGACCAGACGUCGCGAGACAGGUGAUUCCAUAGGGAACCCGAUAUCACCGACUGCCGGUUCUCGCUUCUUCCGCGACGAGCCCAAUACGUCUACUCCUCCGCCUGCUCUGCUCCGACGGAAGACAGAUUUCCGCGACUCAGUCUCUAAUAGCAAGUUGGAGGAGAAAGAAAAGGAGAAUGCAGCUCGAGACGGGGCCGCGGACCUGGCAUCUCCCUUUGGUUCUCUGAAACGUAGCGCUACCAAUCCCUUAAGUGCUGGGCUUCCAACUUCCCCUUGGCCGUCGUCUGCCUCGCAGAAUGCCAGCUUCUCACCAAUGGGAGCUUUCGGCGCUUUCUCCCUGGGAUCCGCUGGUGGCCAAGAGAGAAGACCUGGCCUUGGGAGUCUUCGUGGAGAAAGCAGGUUUAAGGGUCUGUUAUCCAAGGACAGUUCUGAGGACAUCGGGGCCUCUGUGAAGGAGAAUACUUCAUUGAGUGGCUUGGAAAGACUGCCAGAAAACGAGAGUGACGAACGAUCCCAAUCGACUUGGGGCGAAGCCCCGAAGACACGUGCCACCCGCAGUGAUACGAACCCGUUCGGUAGCGAUGAACCUCGCAGUGGAAGUGCCGCCCUUGGAGGCUCUCGGGAGGUUAGCACUCCGUCGCAAGGUAUCGACCAGCUUGGAUUUGGGGCCUUUGGAAUGACGUCUAGUGUUCCUGGAUUCCGCGAAUUGAUGCAGAGUCAUGCCAACUCCCCUAGCCAAGCCUCCAGUCAUCUCCCUGGCCAGGAGCCCACAAGCCCUACAAAUACGAACCCUUAUCAAAGCCCUCACGGCGACAAGUCGACUGACGCCGAAGAUGUCGACACGGAUGGCUCAGACGUCCAGAACACUCAUCUUCCAGGCUUGAGCAGUCUUCGCGAUGAAGCAGGGCCGUUUGCUUCCAUUCGUAGGGUUGGGUCGGGUAUGGGAGAUGUGUCCGUCGGAGACCGCAGCCAGACAUCGAGCGCUGGGCCUACUCGCAGUUUCUCCGGUCUGGGAGGUCUUGGUGGUCUUUCCGGUCUCGGGGGCGCUGGUGGAUGGCCGCCUAGUGCCGGUGUUGGCACUCCUACUAGGGAGAGAUCGGCCUUCACUGGUUUUGGCGACCCGAUCUUUGGCUCUAUGGCUGAUCUUCAGUCUCCUAGUCUGUCUACUCUGGGCGGAGGAGGCUUUUUUGGUUCUCAUGGAGCACUCGGCACUUCAGGUAGUAUUGGCAGAGCUAGUAAAUUGGGUUCCUUGUUUCCUCCUGCAAUGCAGGAGCAGAUGCAGGGCGAUCUGUCUAGACAGGAUUCGGCAGGAUUGGAGGGUCUGAAUAGGCAAACAGAUCCUUUAUCUGCAGAGAAGCAAAGUACACCCGCCACCACUGCUUCUCAGGCCCCUGCGGGAUCUACGCCUGGCAUGGCGUCUUCCCAUGAUGGAUCUCAAUCAGGUCAAAACAUCGGUCAGCCCGGUUCAGCCUCUGGGCUUGGCUCUGUCCCGACCGCUCAGCAGCGCACCAUGGUAAUGCCCGAUCGCAUGCGGUGGAUCUAUCGGGAUCCGCAGGGAAACAUCCAGGGUCCGUGGUCGGGUCUUGAGAUGCACGACUGGUUCAAGGCUGGUUUCUUCACGGCGGAGUUGCAGGUCAAGAAACUCGAGGAUACGGAAUUCGAACCAUUGGCGCAGCUGGUUCGACGUAUCGGCAACUCUCGUGAGCCAUUCCUGGUGCCGCAGAUUGGAAUUCCUCAUGGUCCUGAUCCUACCCCUAGCCCAUGGGGUACGGGACCAGCGACACAGCCCGGAGCUGCUCAACCACCGUUCGCAAACAGUUUCCCCAGUUUCGGUACUACUUUGACCGCUGAGCAGCAGAACGCCUUGGAGAGGAGGAAGCAAGAGGAGCAGUAUUUGAUGGCCAGGCAAAAGGAGCAUUUGGCACAGCAACAGCAGCUGAUGAAGCAGAUGCAUCUUCAGCCUGGACCUCAUACCAUCCACCCGCAGCUGCAGCAUCAUUCGAGUGCGCACAGCCUACACAGUCAGCCCAGCUACGGAAGCAUUACUUCUCCUGGAGGCUAUCAACCAUCGCCGCUCCAAGGUCCGAUUCAACCGCCCCAGGCUGUUCCGGGCUUCUUCGAUGCAGCAAUUAGACAGAAUCCGGUGCCCAGCAUGGGUCCGCAAUUGCUAGGAAGCGACCCUAUGAACUCUAGGGACGAUCUUCCUGCCCUCCUCGAGCGUCUCAACGUCGGACGGCCGGGUCCCUUCCAAUUCAAUAACGCACCUUCAGCGUUUGGCCCUCGCCAGCCGGAUGAUUUCCUACAUUCCCAACAGGUUGCCUCGAUGCUUCAGGACCGUGCUCGCUUGCAGCAAGAACAAGAGCAAUUCGAUCGCCAGCAGGCCGAGAAUAUCUUUGACCAGCAGGCCCGUGAUGAGCGACUGCGACAAUUCCAUGCUAUGCGCUCGCAAGAAGAUGAACUUGGCAUGAGGAUCGGAGAUGGUCUCCCCACUCACCCGCCCUCUGUAGCCCCUCAGGAGGCUAGCACCGACCAGCAAAAGAAUGCUCCUGAGGAAUCUUUCUCUGCCGCCGCGGCGGACGAGCAGUCUGUUCAAGCUCCAAGCGAACCACUCUCCCUCUCCCAGCAGGUGCAGAAGGCUGCCUCCGCCCAGAGACAGCAGCAGCAGCAAGAACGACAACAGCAGCAGCAGCAGCAGCAGCAGCACCAAAAGCAGUCUCACGGUGAUUCGGCAUGGACCUCUAAGGCGGACAAUGGAAUGCCUCAGCCUUUCCCACCCCCUCCUUCCGCAUCACCACUCCCUGCUCCCGCCGCGCAGCGUAACCGUCAGAAUGUCGCGGAGUCACUCGCGGCAACUUCCAGGUCGCAGAACCAGACACCUAUUGAGACGCCAACGACUUCGAUUGCGCCAUGGGCCAAGGAACCGAUCGAGCCUCCUAAGGGCCCAUCGCUGAAGGAGAUCCAGGAAGCGGAGGAGCGUAGCGCCGCUCAGCGGGAGGAGCAGGCUGCUGCUGCCCGUCGUGCUCAGAUGCUUGCUGAACAAGAGCGUCUCAGCCAGCAGACCCAGGCGGACACCCCUGGCCUCCCAUCAACCGCCAACUGGGCCAGUGCAGGAUCUCCUGCUACUCCGGGAUCGACUGGCUCCGUGUGGAACAAGAAUGCUGCCAGCAAGACCCAGACUGCGCCCGCUAAUGCUCCAGUCAAGAAGACUCUUGCUCAGAUCCAGAAGGAAGAAGAAGCUCGUAAGCAGCGUCUGGCAGCGGCUAAUGCUGCACAAGCUGCCGCAGCCGCCGCAACUACUCCUACUGUUUCUUCCACCGGUAAACGCUACGCUGAUCUUGCCAGCAAGCCUGCUAGUGCAACGCCGCCUCCCUCGACCGGUGCCUGGACCACUGUGGGCGCUGGCGGAAAAGCCAAGGCGCCUCCUGCGGCUCCUCUCGGACCCCGUUCGGCCAGCGGUACUGUGCCAGUUGCACCCGCUGCUAAGCCCAGACCUGCCGCUGCUCCUCGUACCGUGACAGUUAGCACUACACCUGCGUCGAACCCAAACCGUGCUACUGAAGAACUGGCGAAGUGGGCAAAUCUGUCUCUUAGCAAGGGACUUAACAGCAGCAUCAAUGUCGAUGACUUUGUCCAACAGCUACUUCUGCUGCCGGCGGAAGCUGAGAUUAUUUCCGACUCUAUCUACGCCAACUCGCAGACCCUGGAUGGACGCCGCUUCGCGGAAGAGUUCAUUCGCCGCCGCAAAUUGGCCGACAAGGGCAUUGUCGAUCCCGUUUCCACUAGUGCCUUUGCUGACAAGGGCUCCUCGGGUGGCUGGAGUGAAGUUGCGAAGAAGGGUUCCUCCAACGCGCACCGUGAGGAGGAUAAUGGUAAUGCUGCUUUCAAGGUCGUUGCCGCCAAGAAGAAGGGCAAGAGGUGAAGGAUUGCAGGUGAAGUUGUUCACUUUGGAUAGUGGUGUUCUACUGCUUGAUAUGGGUACAUGGUCUGAUGGAGGAGCUGUUCGAUGAGUGACAGACCAUCUCUGCAUAUGAUAUCGUUCUGGCCCAAUGUUGCAGUAACACCACGCCUGUUGGCUCUACCACUUUUAGCAUAGUAGCAUUGUGAUAACUUAUCGUGUUUUUGAUACUGCGACGAAUACAAACGACUUGAUUGAUA
Molecule: messenger RNA, 5179 nt
Organism: Paecilomyces variotii
Lineage: Eukaryota; Fungi; Ascomycota; Eurotiomycetes; Eurotiales; Thermoascaceae
Product: GYF domain protein
Exons: 5
Coding region: 339-4943 (1534 amino acids)
Molecular function (GO): protein binding
Source: RefSeq, a predicted model, not a curated record